GUGUGUCUCUCUCUCUCUUGCUCUCUCUGUCUCUGUGUGUGUGUGUCUCGCUCUCUCUCUCUCUGUGUGUGUAUGUGUGAGUCUCUCUCUCUCUCUGAGUUUGAAGAGGGAGCGCGUUCAUUAUGCUGCAGGAGAGAGCAAACUGAGAAACAGACGAGAAGUGCGAAGGUAAACAGGAGGACGAAAGAGCUUCACGAGCUCGAGCCGUCUUCGCUGUCGGAUCCCAGUGUGAGGAGUGCACACAGAGGAAAGCAAGCAAUGUGCAGCCACUGAGUCAAGGCACACCCUCUCUCCUGCACCCACCUUUUCUUCAUGAGGACAGAGAGAUGACCAUGCGCGGCCAUUGGUCCUUCAACACCCUGGCCGUCAUCUUCCUCCUGCUGUCCACUGCAGCUCUUUCAGCACACUUCAGGGUGUGUGAGCCCUACUCCGACCACAAGGGGCGCUACCACUUUGGCUUCCACUGCCCACGUCUUUCUGACAACAAGACCUACAUGUUCUGCUGUCACCAUAACAACACCGCCUUCAAGUACUGCUGCAACGAGACAGAGUUUCAGACCAUCAUGCAGCUCAACCUCACCACCAACUCCGAUGGCUUUGCUCACAAUAAUUACACCGCUCUCAUUGGCGUGUGGGUUUACGGCUUCUUCGUCAUGGUCCUGCUGGCCCUGGACUUUCUCUACUACUCAGCCAUGAACUAUGAGCUGUGUCGAGUGUACCUGGAGAAGUGGGGACUGGGUGGACGAUGGCUAAAACAGGCCAGGAUUCAGUGGCACGGUGUAGCUGUGGUUCAGGAAGGAGAGGUGAGCUCUGGGACGGGACCAAGUCAUGGCUCACAUCAACACCAUCACCCCAGACACAGUCUGAGAGGAGAGGCACAGAGCCCCACCCUCAUGACCUUCCAGACCUCCACAGCCUGAUGCUUGAAGCUUGAAUUAUUAGGACGUACUGUGCUGGAGAAGCCGGGGAGAAACAGCCACGGCCAGCUGGAAACUCAACACAGUUUUCCACCAAGGCCUUAUCUACCUUUGAAAUAGACAGUGUGCUCCACUGAGGAAGACUCUGAUGUUCAGUGAGGAAACAACUCAUCUGCUCCUGACCUGAGUCUGCUCUGUAGGAGAAGCACUUUCUUCAUCAUUUGACUGCAAAGUUUCCUGCUCUCUUCAUGGUUGAGGAACCUUCACAGGAAAGCGUCUUCUUAAAGCUUGUUGAAACAGGGUUCUUGUCUGUAAGACUGGACUGUGGCUGAAUAUCUUUUUGGAGUAUUGUCCUGAUUCACUCUGCAGUGAGGCAAGGCGUGACUUCUCCUAAAGCACAGGAAGGAUUAUUUAUUAUAGCUGCAACAAUCAUACCAGCUCUGUAAUGCUUUCAACUAGAAACAGGUUGGCUAGAAUGAACCAGUUCAGUUCUGGCUUAUACUGAUUAAGCCUACCAAGUGCAUUCGACGUUUAACUUACAGUUUGUUUGAGAUACACCCUUUUGCUUCACUUCACACUUAAGACAACAAAGUGGUUUCAUGUUUGGAUGUAAAAUUCAAUGCGCAGUCCAAGCAUUAACGUCUCUCAUUGGAAAUAACUUGUAAUCUUGCAAUAUGGUGAAGUACUUUAAACUACUGAAGUCUGAUCGGGUCAGAUAAAGCAAUAUGUAAUGGAAAAUGAUGAAGACUUUGUUGGAUUUUACAUGUGUUUAUGAAUUACUUGAUCAUGUGAUGCUGCCUCAUAGACCUUGUUGACUUUAGGCAGGCAAAGCCAUAGGCCUAAAUGGACUCCUUAGUGGGCAGGAAAACCUGGCAGUAGUUUUACCAUGCACUGAUUGAGGUGAGUGAUUAGGAAUAGGUAAAGCCAGUAGCUAUUUAGACUAUAGACAUCCACCUGCAAUAAUGCGCAGUAUUGUGUUGCGUUCUAUUGUGUUAGGAAGAGAACAUUUUGUGAUCAGUGUUUUAGACGAAUCUAACUUCUCAUCAACAGGCAGAACAGAGACGUUCUAAGUGUCGCAGUACUGGGUUCCUUUGAUGGUAUAAGUUGCCUUACAGUAGUUCUAUAGUACACACCUAGUGUUGUAAUGUUAGAUACUUCAGUUCAGGUGUAGUGUGGCAGCGCACCUGUUCUUUCUGUGGUUUUUACGACUGCGUAGAGAGUGUGGACGCAGUCCUGUUGUAAUUGCACUUGUUAACUUUUUACUGUCGCAAACUGCGAAAAAAAUAAAGAUCUAUCUUUUCCAGUGUG
This is a messenger RNA of Pygocentrus nattereri (red-bellied piranha), 2225 nucleotides long. It is a transcript of the gene shisal1a, whose product is annotated as shisa like 1a. Bases 327 to 920 code for a protein of 197 amino acids. Lineage: Eukaryota; Metazoa; Chordata; Actinopteri; Characiformes; Serrasalmidae. The record is from RefSeq and is a predicted model, not a curated record. The transcript is spliced from 5 exons.